Auanema sp. JU1783 is the source of this 279-nucleotide messenger RNA. Lineage: Eukaryota; Metazoa; Nematoda; Chromadorea; Rhabditida; Rhabditidae. The record is from the annotation of a GenBank genome assembly.
AUGCGUUCUGUUCACGUUGUAACGUUACUUCUCAUUAUAAUUAACAUAGUAUUUGCUGCUGUUAUUCCACGUGAUAAGCGUCAAACUUAUAAGUAUGAUGAUGAACUGAAAUCAUAUGCACAUCCACAUCCAGGUACUAUUGUUUCACAAGGCUACUUGGCUAGAUAUGAUCCACAAGAUUGGCCAAAAUGGUAUUCUCGAAAUAUUAUGCAAUGGGAUGCUAUCUCUCGUUUGACACCUGGAGAUGUUCCAUCUAAAUGGGGAACAGGCAGAAAGUAA